Molecule: messenger RNA, 3627 nt
Organism: Dreissena polymorpha
Lineage: Eukaryota; Metazoa; Mollusca; Bivalvia; Myida; Dreissenidae
Exons: 2
Coding region: 155-2089 (644 amino acids)
Source: RefSeq, a predicted model, not a curated record
CAUUAAAUAUGUGUUCAGCUUAAGUUACAUUUCUUAAAAUUGACAUCUACAGUUAACAGAACUUAAAUAAACUACUAUUUUCAAAAACUCGCUUGGCUUUAUUUUAAAAGCUGAACAACAAUUAUCUUCAUCAGUGUGUAGUAAUUAUAAUGAAAUGUUGCUCAAACCAUCUGAUAUAUAUUAUUCACAGGAUAGUAUUCGCAGCACAUUUGGGGACAGUACAAUUCACAGCAGGAAGAGAAUUGGUGAAACAUUGGACGACAUAAUUAAUGGAAAAUGCCAAGUCUCCCAAAUACCAGUCAUUAAAGUAACACACACGCGUGGCAAAUGGUACACUUCAAACAACCGUCGGCUCUGGGUGUUUAAACAGCUUCAACGGCUUGGGAAAUGCGAACAAAUACCAGCACGACGUUGUAGACGUUUACCUCGCAACAAGUUUACAACAAAAAAUGAAGGAGUGGAUAUACAAGUACGUGGUCUGGGGCCUGGUGGAGAAUGGUAUAUGCGCUUAUAUCCCUCCAGCGAUCUUCAAACGAGAACGCUUGAGGAUACUUUAUGUACAACAAAGUCAAGUGAUAAGCAGUUACGUGCACCAAAUUGUAAUGUUAGCGAGCCAAGCGAAAAUCAUACAGGCAUUGAACUUGCGAGACCUUAUCAGAUUGGCAACGAAUUUAAAACUGAUAAUUCAUUGUAUGAAAAAGAAAACUUUAAAUCAAACGUAACUGAAAGUCAAAGGUCAGACGUGAAAUUUAAAUAUGCGGAUUUUUUAAACACAGAAAGCCAACAGGCGAUCGGGGGUUUAGAUCGAGCGCAUGAUACUCGUUCACCUAGCGUUUUAGCCAUGCAGAAUACCAAUCUUGAAAUCAAUGAGACAAAAGGACAUAGAAGCUGUAUAAUGCAAGCUGGCAUAGUAAGGGAAGCAAAACAGAGCAUAACAUUUAACUAUGAAAGAAAGCAAACCGACUUUGCCUUUGAGAAAGAAAUAUCAUCUAGGUCCUCGCAUGAAUUAAAAUCAUCAAAAACCGCGACAUUCCAUAAUACCAAAACUGAUAUCGAUAAUGAUGAGCCUGACAGAAAAUACCUUGCGAAGAAAACACAAGGUCAAUGUCAUGAUAUACUGGCAGAUAAUGAUUUUGUUCCGCCAGAGAAACCGAUUAUUAACAAUCCGUCAAAGUCUGAAAAUAAUUCGCAUGCUACAUUUGAGUAUUUGAGAGCAACAAAUACGGCUAGCAGUCAGGCAAGGGGGCCAAGAAACACACUCAACAAGCCAAACGUGAAAGCAAAAUAUAUUGCAACGGAACCUACCGAUUUUGCAGUAUAUACGCGCGCAUGUAACGCUAAAACCAUUGUAGUUGAUUCAGAAAAAAGAUCAAGUGCACGACUACUUAAAACAAGCGACUUUAAAGAUGUUUCUACUCAAGGUAAAACGAAUUCAAAUAAUUCGACACAUAUUAAUUUUGAACAUGUAAAUAAGUCAGUAACGAACAAACCGGAACAAGCGGAACAAGUAUAUGAAAGCAAGCCCCGUAUGACGUCAACUCUGGAAGGAAACAUCAGAACGGCAAGACCGUUUCCCGCAAAUGUUGAAGAAACUACUGUAGCAAACACCAACAAACAAAUUGAUGAGAUCCCUCUAAAGGCAUCAACAGAGAAAGUGAGAAAUAGAUCGGGGAAAAAUUUAAAAGCCCCAUAUCCGACCGUUUUGAAAGAUUCAGUGGCUGCUGGUUUUACAACAAAAUCUACAUGUAGCUCACACAUAGACAAAAAACAUUCUACCGACAUACUAGAAUAUCCAGCUAGAGAUGAAGCAGUGUUUCGACGUCCAACAUCUUUAACACAAAACAUUCCAAAGCCAAUAGCCUCCGGCUCAAAUGCAAGAACUGAAUCAGCAGAGUUUCGCGAUUUAAGAGGAGUUGGACAGAUGGCCGUCUCGGAAACGAGACACAUCACCUCAUCGGCAACGCGGGAGGAAAGAAAAGCAAUAAGUGCAUCAAAACAUAAACAUUCAAUACCCGAUAAAGCAGACACUUCUGGCAGUUUGACAAGUGCACAGACAAUUAACAUAUAUCAAGAAAAGGCUCAUAAAUAAACUUCAAUUACAAAUCAGCAUAUUCUAUCAGAUACCAGUGAAAACGCAGGUAAUACACUAAGUAAGGAACGUACACAAAAGAUUGUAAAACAAUCGAAUCAGGUAAACGAUAUUGAAGCUGCUGGACAAGCAAGAUAUAGAGCGUUACCAGUGAAAAUCACUAUUAAAGAAUCAUCGAUUGAAUACACCAAAUACCACCAAAGCAAAGAAAUGGAACCCAAAGGUUGUAAAGAUCAACAUUUGCCAUCGGAUUUGAUUGUACGUAAAUCGAAACCAGAACCGACGAAAUUAUCUAGACCUGAAUGUCAUAGCGAAAACAAAACUGAUGAAUCGGUACCUAGAUCAAAACUAUGCUUUACAGACACGGCCAACAAAUCGCAUAGCAGAGACACACAUAGGGGUGUGAAAUUAAAUAAUUCGGUUGUAUCCGAAAACUUGACAACAAUUAGAGAUUCAUAAAACAUUUGAAUAUGUCGCGAAACUGUCUCUUACAACGAUAAAGAAUCAUGCCGGAGUUAAUGACCAUCAAUUACGAAGCAUUUUAAAAAGUGGGAGAAGAUGUAACGACCCUGCAACAAAAUGUAUACAUAAAGAAACUGAUUUGAUAAUAAUGGAACAAGCAGAUGCAUCUUUAAAAAUGGUAAACAUCUGUGAUGGAAAUUCGCUAACGAACAAACAGUACCGUAUUAAAACAAAACAGGUUCCUGUAGAAUCAGAGGGUAGACUACAAGUGGGGACAGUUGCAAAGCAACGAGCAAGAAUUGAUGAAUGAAUCAAUAGCUGGUAUGUUUGAAACUGUUUACAACCAGUUAGAUGACGACUGUGACAGCGAUUCGGAUAAAGUGCACGUUAACGUUAACAAAGCAGGGGCUAUAAAACACUGCAAGAUCGAAGGUCGAUGAACAUAUGACAUCAUCGAUAAAACAAGAAACUAAGAUAUCUAAAGUGCAUACAAACAUGCUUGUUAGCGGUCCUCUGCACGUUCAAGAUAGCAAUGCCGGAAAAUAAAACAGUGCUUAAAAAUAAUGAUGAAUUCGAUGAAAAUAAGCACUUCUAACACGUGUAUUGUAUAUAUUGAAAUGAUGGGACUGGAAACUUUCUUGAUAUAAAGAUAUGUGAAUUUAAUGGUUUUAAAUGUGUUUUUAUGACAAAUUGAUAUUGUUAUUUUAUUUUCAAUUAAACAAUAAAAGUGUAAAGCACUUUAAAAGAAAAAAAAGAGUUUUGUGUACACUGAGUGUGUGAAACCCUUCUGUAUAGUCUAAAGUAUUUUGUAUUCUUAUUUUUUUUUAUCAAUUAAAAGUGGUUUGAUUGCAAUAUGGACAUUACAACGUGUCUCCAUUAUAUUAAGUUUUUCAGUUUAACAUGAUUAUUGUAAAUGGAAAUUUAUCCAGAUUUUAAUUUGACAUGUGUACUCAAGUUAUUAAUUUGAAUCGGUAUUGUUCAACACAUGACCAUUAUUCCUUUUGUUACUGAAUUGUUAGCGUUAAUUAUGAUUUUGCCUCUCAUAAAUAAACCCCUGAUGGUGACAUAAUCCCUGA